Molecule: messenger RNA, 984 nt
Organism: Exaiptasia diaphana
Lineage: Eukaryota; Metazoa; Cnidaria; Anthozoa; Actiniaria; Aiptasiidae
Product: adenosine receptor A2b-like
Exons: 1
Coding region: 1-984 (327 amino acids)
Biological process (GO): G protein-coupled receptor signaling pathway
Cellular component (GO): membrane
Molecular function (GO): G protein-coupled receptor activity
Source: RefSeq, a predicted model, not a curated record
AUGGCAAAUAACUCUACCAGUUUCGUCGAUAUUAGUAGAGGACACGCUGUCUGCUUCAUGUCGGUACCGACAUUUGAUCCCUAUGACACGAUAAAUCGUCCAGAUUCUAUUUACCCAAAUUGGGCCUUUCUCGCUACGCUCAAUGGCAUUGCCUCCUUACCGACUGCCUUUAUCAACGCCUUGAUCAUAUGGGUAGUGGUCGAGAAUAAAAAUCUAAGAUCGUCAGCAUUCAACGUUUUGCUGGCWUCCUUAGCAGUGACAGAUUUCCUGGUAGGAUUGUUGAUCGAACCGACAUACUGUCUCUUACUGGCAUGUUUGCUGAAUGAGUGUUAUUCUCCUUGUCAAUUCACUGCGUAUGUUUUGCUAACACUGGCUUGCUGUGGUACGACAGUGGUGACCUUUGCGAUUGCCACUGCUGAGCGGUAUUUAGCCAUAGAACACCCGAACUUUUACCUUAAUAACGUUACAGGAAAAAGAGUCUUGAUAGCAACGAUGAUUUUCUGGGCAGCAACGCUAGGAAUUUCGAUAGCGUGCAGCACUUUUAUGAACAAAAACCAUCCCCAUCUUGCGAAAGUCCCUUUCAUGGUAGUCAUAAGUGUUAGUGUUUUGAUUAUUUUGUACUGUACAUCCAAAGUGCAGCUGACAGCUUAUCGUCAGAGAAAAGACAUCGCCCAUCAGCAAGAAUCAACUCAACAGCCAGACAAACACCAGCAACAAGAGAAUCGACUCGUGGAAUACAAGAAAGUGUCCAUGACUGUCACGAUUGUGGUUAUGUCAUUUCUCUUUUACAUGCCUUUAAUUAUAACCACUGUUAUAGAAGCCUUACGUAAAGAUGUCAGUCGCGAUUUCAAGUACCACGCAGUCUUUGUUUGUCUAACGUUUGUACAUCUCCAGUCUCUCAUCAUCCCAAUCAUUCUUUCUCUGCGUCUGUCCUACAUUCGUGAAGGCAUCAAAAACAAACUUGUUUGCUUUACGGGGAACUGA